Molecule: messenger RNA, 1362 nt
Organism: Parascedosporium putredinis
Lineage: Eukaryota; Fungi; Ascomycota; Sordariomycetes; Microascales; Microascaceae
Source: the annotation of a GenBank genome assembly
AUGCGGCAGGACUUGGUCGACGCUUCGACCGAUCACUUUAUCGACAGGCUGCGCCGUGCCGUAGCUAUCCCCUCCAUCUCUUCCGAGGAUGCCCGCCGUCCCGAUGUUGUCCGCAUGGGCGAAUGGCUUGCGGAUGAGCUCAAGGCCCUCGGAGCCGAAGUCGAGCUCCGGCCACUCGGGAUCCAGCCCGGCAAGAAGGACCUCGAACUGCCUCCCGUCGUCCUAGCCCGCUAUGGCAACGAUAAGAGCAAGAGGACGAUUCUAGUGUACGGCCACUAUGACGUACAACCCGCCGAGAAGAGUGAUGGGUGGGCGACGGAGCCCUUCGAGCUCACCGUGGACGAUACGGGCAGGAUGUUUGGCCGCGGCAGCACCGACGACAAGGGCCCCGUUCUUGGAUGGCUAAACGCUAUCGAAGCGCACCAGAAGGCUGGAGUAGACUUUCCCGUCAACCUGUUGAUGUGCUUUGAGGGUAUGGAAGAGUACGGCUCAGAGGGCCUCGAUGAUCUCAUCAAGGCCGAGGCAAAGGGAACUGAGAAGCCUUGCUUGACGUACGGCCUGCGAGGAUGCAACUACUACUCGAUUGAAAUCUCCGGCCCCGGAGCUGACCUUCACAGCGGAGUCUUUGGCGGAACUGUCCAGGAGCCGAUGACGGACCUCGUCAGGGUCAUGGGCUCCCUCGUCGACACAGACGGUAACAUCUUGAUCCCUGGCAUCAUGGAGCAAGUCGCCCCCGUCAACCCCGAUGAGGAGGCGCUGUACGACAACAUCGCUUUUACGAUGAACGAUAUCUUCGAGGCCCUCGGCAGCGAAACAACCAUCUUUGACAAGAAGAAGGAGACUCUGAUGCGCCGCUGGAGGUUCCCCUCCCUCUCCCUUCACGGCAUUGAGGGCGCGUUUUCUGGUGCUGGCGCCAAGACCGUCAUCCCUGCGCGCGUCACCGGUAAAUUCUCCAUCCGCUCGGUGCCCAACAUGGAGAUUGACAAGACCAACGAAAUUGUCUGCAAGUACGUUCGUGAUGUGUUCGCCAAGCUACAGAGCAAGAACACCCUCAACGUCUUCCCCCAACAUUGUGGCCAAUGGUGGGUUGCGUCGCCCAAGCACUGGAACUUUAGUGCUGCGGCCAAGGCUGUCGAACGCGUUUGGGGCGUCGAGCCCGACUUUACUCGCGAGGGAGGAAGUAUUCCUGUUACCCUCACUUUUGAGGAGGCAACUGGCAAGAAUGUCCUCCUUCUCCCCAUGGGUAACUCGACCGAUGGCGCCCACUCCAUCAACGAGAAGCUGGAUAAGAAGAAUUAUAUUGAGGGCAUCAAGCUGCUUGGCGCCUACCUCCAUUAUGUGGCCGAAGAGCCGCAGACCUAG